AUGAGCCUACAGGGGCUAAGCCGCCGUCAGCUUGCACAGCGAGCACGGCGUGAAAGGGAGCGGGGCAGUCGACAAUUGACAGAUGUUGGACAUAAUGAUGACAUGGACAUGGAUCCACCUCCAAUGGGCGAAAACACCGUUCUUUCUCGAAGACAAGCUGGACAGCAAUCCAGGCAAGACCGGGAACAUGCUCUCUCACAUUGCCGUGCUCGGCAGGACUACACUGAUGGGACAUCUGUUCACUGGCUGGGCCGCUGUGAGGUGCCAUGUCCGAAAUGUGCCGCGUUACACUGGCUUGAGGAACGUGCUAUCAACAUCGCCGCGGGAGGGGAACGCUCAUCUUUGGCUAAUCCCCUGUUUUCUGGCUGUUGCUCAAAUGGGGCUGUGCAACUCCCACUUCCAUUGGACCCUCCACUGGAACUUCGAGAUCUCUUAACAGAUCAAACACAUCAAGGUAAGCUGCGGCGGGAGCAGCUCCGAAAUUACAAUAAUUCUCUUGCUUUCACCUCAAUGGGUGUUGAUAAGCAAGACAUGCAAGUUUGGGGACCUCAAGGGAUAUACACCUUUCGUAUUGGCGGACGAGCAUACCACCAAAUUGGGGCAUUACUCCCUGAAGCUGGAGAACAUCCCCGAUUUGCUCAAGUCUUCCUGGCGGGUCUAUCUGAAGCAGAACAGGCUGCUCAGCGAAACAUUCACAUCCGAGGGAGAGGUGAAGAGGGUGUUCUGACCCGCCUGGCUCAAAUGAUAGAAAGGGUGAACCCAUACUAUGCUGCUUUCAAGACUUUCCGUGACCGUGACAGGGAAUCCGAAGAGGACACGCCGAUUCUGUAUCUUACAGUUCUGAAUCCUCUGCAAAAUGACCCUCGCAGAUAUAACCGACCUACGUCAGACGAAGUUGCAUGUGUAUAUGUUGCCAAUGAAAAUGAACCGUCCCCAGGUCGUCACAUUCAAGUAUAUCUGCGAGGCGGUGGGGUUCGCAACAUUAGUGAACUGCACUCAGCAUAUCUUCCCCUGCAUUUCACUCUUAUAUACCCGCAUGGAGAGCCGGGAUGGCAUCCAAGGAUCCCUUUGGCUGGGCAACCACUGGGAGAUGAUGACGAGAUUGGUGAGGGGGAAGAUAUUGAGGAUGGAAAUGCUGGAGAUGGUGGAUUGGUAGCUGAAGUAAGACGCUAUGGGCGUGGAGGAUCUAAGCGAGUGACUCAAGCACAAUUUGCAACCUAUUACCUCUUCAAACGAUCGGGCAAUUUCAACACCGCACUCUAUUGUGGGCGACUCUUUCAGGAGCUAUUGGUGGAUCAGUGGUUGCAAGAAUCUGGGUGA
Molecule: messenger RNA, 1320 nt
Organism: Tremella mesenterica DSM 1558
Lineage: Eukaryota; Fungi; Basidiomycota; Tremellomycetes; Tremellales; Tremellaceae
Exons: 3
Coding region: 1-1320 (439 amino acids)
Source: RefSeq, a predicted model, not a curated record